Molecule: messenger RNA, 1223 nt
Organism: Diospyros lotus (date-plum)
Lineage: Eukaryota; Viridiplantae; Streptophyta; Magnoliopsida; Ericales; Ebenaceae
Exons: 2
Coding region: 530-1075 (181 amino acids)
Source: RefSeq, a predicted model, not a curated record
CGGAAUUCACCACCACUCCCACGCCUCUUCUAUUCGAUUCCGUUCUGGACACGGGAAGAAGGGGGAUAAUUCCGAACCCUAACCCUAAAGUCCCAAUUCCAGAUCGUAUAUAUAAAGCAAUACAGACCGACCCUUUUCUCUCCACAUUCUUCUUCGUAUUCAAUUCCUGAUCCUUCCUUUUUCUCUCUGCAACUUUUUGUUUCUCCCUCUCUAGAAAACAAUUUCUCUCUCCGUGUUCCAUUGUGAAUGGUGGAAAUCUCUAUCAAUUGGUUCAUGAUCUCCCCUUUUACUUCGAGGGGGAUCUCCGCAGCCUCUGCUUUCUGCUUCGGGUCUUGCAAGCAAGGCUGGUACUAUCGCUGCCUCGGCCUCGACCCUUAAAACCGAUUUCGACGCCGGAUCGACAAGCCCCUUGUCUGCGAUUUUCGAUUUCUUUUAUCUCUUCGACUCAAUUCGCUGCCCAGCCUCAAUUCAUCUUCUGGAUCUUGAUUUUUUCUCGGUUGGUGUUUGUUUAUUUUUUUCUGAUUCAACAAUGGUGCUGUACAAGCAGAAGAAGAACAACCAAGCGGCCGCCGCCGCUCGCAACCGCCUCCUCAUAAGCAUCACGGUGCUCGGCAGCGCCGGCCCGAUCCGCUUCGUUGUCAACGAGGACGAGCUCGUCGCUGCAGUCAUUGUCACCGCCCUCAAGGCCUAUGCCCGCGAGGGCCGCCUCCCCGUCCUCGGAUCCGAUUUCAAGGAUUUUGUGCUCUACUGUCCUAUUGCCGGAACUGAAGUUUUGCAGCUUUGGGUCCGUGGCAGACAAUUGGGUCUUUUGGUGUUAGGAAUUUUAUGCUCUGUAAGAAGCCCCAGGUGGAGAGUGCAUCCGUGGAUGAAGAAAAGCACGCAAUUACUCGGAAAGGAAAUGGCAGUUGGAAGACAUGGUUCAAUAAGUCUCUUAACCUUAAGAUAUCUAGCCAUUGAGAUUAUGCCUUGUGGUUCCCGGAAAACAUUACUACUGUUUUUGAGGAUUCUAAUGUUGUUCCCACAUUGUGGCUUGGUUGUUCCGGUUGGUCUGCUUUCAGCUUCAAGUCAAGUCUAAUUUUAUUCUAGAUUUUGGUUUUUUCUUUGUCCUCUGGUCUGUGUUGGGUUUCUGGUUUUUGAGUUGCAUUGUGAGAAAAAUGGUCCACAAUGAGUCACUUGUACUGGCAGCGUUACCUUUGAAAUAAAAGAGAAGAUUUCUUAUUGAA